Molecule: messenger RNA, 2435 nt
Organism: Leptopilina heterotoma
Lineage: Eukaryota; Metazoa; Arthropoda; Insecta; Hymenoptera; Figitidae
Gene: RfC38
Product: replication factor C subunit 3
Exons: 6
Coding region: 1265-2332 (355 amino acids)
Biological process (GO): DNA repair; DNA-templated DNA replication
Cellular component (GO): nucleus; DNA replication factor C complex
Molecular function (GO): ATP hydrolysis activity; phosphatidylinositol binding; ubiquitin binding
Source: RefSeq, a predicted model, not a curated record
AUUCCUAAAUAAAAGAAUGUGCGGUCGACAGAUAUCAAUUUAAUCUGGUUUCAGUUAAUUACUCUCUCAGUGAGUGAUCGUUUACAACUAAAAUUGACACAGCAGAUUAUCGCCAAUAAGUAGCAAUUAACUCUUUCCUUUUUUAAUUUUAUUUUAAUUAACAAAUCGAAACAAAAUGAGCGUUGACGAGUGUAAAGCAUUUACUUUUAAACUGUAUGUCUUCAAAAAUCAAAAGGAGGAUGAAAUUCGCAAAUUUGGCCUAAAGACGAACGAACUUUCUUUUGAGAAAAUGGAGGAAACGUUAAAGGAAAUUUUCCCUUCGAACGAAUCCAAAUUUACUUUGCUAUGGAAAGAUCAGGAAAACGAUAUGAUAACAUUAUCAAGUUCAAGAGAAUUCUCAACGUUCGUCGAAGACAUUAUGAAAUCAUCGGAUGAGGAAGUAAAACUCUAUCUUAAUAUUGAAAGCGAAUUGUUUUCUAUUUCGAAGAAAUUUGAAAAUUGUGAUUUAAAUCUUAACUACACUUGCAAAACUUGUAAGAAGACUAUAAUUCCAAAAUGUCUGGAUUGUAUCAAGCAGAAUUUACCACAAGAACGUAAAAUACUGAAUAUUGUUGAUAAGUCCUUGAGCAACAUAAAUCGAGCAGAUGAUAAUAAGACUGAAGGAAAAACUGUAAAUACCAUCAAUACAUUGAGUACAGUGACACCGAAUAAUAGUCAAAAGAUUCCUUUUUGUUUCGGCAUUAAUUCAUCAGUAAAUUUACCAUCGAAUUCUGAAAAUAAAAUCCCUAUUGUUUUCGGCUCACCAGCAGGAACUUCUACAAAUAUGUUCAAAUAAAGUGUUCAAGUUGAACUCACAAUCAGUAUUAAAAGUUAAAAGUAUUAUUCUUUUUUAAAAUAAAUUUACUAAUUGUUAGAAUAAUUAUUUUUCAUACAUAAACAUUAAACUACGAAAUCUCGACUGAAAUAUUAUAUUUAUGACUCGAAGUUUAUAAAAAAUAAUCGCAACGACGAUAUAAAGUAAUAAAGUUUAAUUUUUAUAAUACUUGUACUGAACAAUAAAAAUUAUUUUUUAGAAUAUAAAUUUGCAAACUUGAUUUGUAAACGGUGUAUUUUUUAAUUUUUUUUAAAUCUCCAACAGUUGAGAUUCUAACCUUACCUGAGAAGUGAACAGGCGGUCAGUGUGAAAGCACUGAUGUGUGAAAGGUGCUAAGUGCCGGUUGUUUAUAAAGAUACAAAGACUUUUAGUUAAAAACAAAGCAACAAAAUGAGUUUGUGGGUUGAUAAAUACCGUCCUACGAGUCUUAAUAAAUUGGAUUAUCAUACACAGCAAGCGGAGUACCUAAAAAACAUGGUUCAAAAAGGCGAUUUUCCGCAUUUGCUUGUUUACGGACCACCGGGUGCUGGUAAAAAGACUCGAAUAAUGUGCAUAAUAAAGGAGCUCUAUGGAAGCGGUAUUGAGAGAGUUCGAACGGAAAAUAUGCAGUUUGAGACUCCGUCCAAGAAGAAACUUGAGAUAAUGACAAUAAGCAGUAAUUAUCAUAUUGAAGUAAACCCGAGCGAUGUGGGAAUUUAUGAUCGAGUGGUGAUAAUGGACUUGGUUAAAACCACCGCUCAAACUCAUCAAAUUGAUCCAACUGGCCAAAAGGAGUUUAAAGUCGUGUUACUAACAAACGUAGAUCAACUGACAAAAGAUGCCCAGCAUGCUCUACGUCGAACAAUGGAAAAAUACAUAUCAACUUGUCGAUUGAUUCUCUGUGCAAAUUCGACUUCGAGAGUUCUUCCAGCAAUUAGAUCUCGUUGCUUAGGAAUUCGAGUGCCCGCGCCCACUGUACCUGAAGUGAAAAAUAUUCUCCACUCUAUUAUUAAACGUGAAGGGCUCAAUUUACCUGAUGAAUUAGCAACCCGUUUAGCUGAAACGAGCGAGAGAAAUUUACGAAGAGCGAUAUUGAUGCUAGAAGCCUGCAAAGUUGAACAAUAUCCUCUUACGGCUGAUCAAAAAAUCACCGAACCUGACUGGCAAAUUUACAUUCGCCAAACUGCAAAGUUGAUGAUUACCGAACAAAGUCCUAAAAAAUUGUUAGAAAUUCGCAACAGACUUUACGAAUUACUAACUCAUUCUAUUCCCUGUGAUUUGAUAUUCAAAGGUCUAUUGCAAGAGUGCAUAAAGAAUUGCGAUCUACAAUUAAAAAUGGAAAUAGCAACAGUUGCCGCUGAAUACGAGCAUCGAAUGCAUCGUGGAUCAAAGGCAAUUUUCCACUUGGAAGCAUUCGUCGCAAGAUUUAUGAGUAUUUAUAAAAAAUUCCUAGACUCCUCUCUCGAAGGUUUUGUCUAAUAUCAAGAAAACGACAUUAAAUUCUAGAUAAUCUCUCUUUUUAUUUAAUAAAACUGCUUAAAUUUUGUAAGUGAUAUUUUUUAAUAAAUAACUUUAUUCUAUA